Molecule: messenger RNA, 4145 nt
Organism: Osmerus eperlanus (European smelt)
Lineage: Eukaryota; Metazoa; Chordata; Actinopteri; Osmeriformes; Osmeridae
Gene: epn1a
Product: epsin 1a
Exons: 13
Coding region: 725-2644 (639 amino acids)
Biological process (GO): endocytosis
Cellular component (GO): endosome; plasma membrane; clathrin vesicle coat
Molecular function (GO): phospholipid binding; clathrin binding
Source: RefSeq, a predicted model, not a curated record
AUAGACUUGUUUUAGCUGUUUAUUGUGGUUUGUUCUCAAAAUGUAUGAAACAUUAUAGUUUGUAUUUUACACAGUAGACAUUCCAUAUCCAUCAAUGUGUCGUAGGGAAGGGGUGUCAGUCAAGCUGAUCAUAAAUGCCACCCCGUAUGCCAGUUUGGAAUAGCUAGCUAGGCAGGCUAGCUUGCUAGCAACAGGGCUUGUCAACGUAUGGACGUGUGAUUCCAUCGUCCACUUAUUUUGCUAGUGCUAGUCUAGCUAGUUAGGCAGCCAGCUAAGUAAAUAGUGAUUCAGUAUCGUGGCCGGAAUAUAUUCAAGCUGCCCGCUUUUACCCCGCUUUGCUUUACUUCACUUUACCUUUAAUAACCCGUGAAAAAGGCGAAUGUGAUCGUCAUUGAGAAGAGAGUGAAAUACGUUUCUAUUGGCUGCCUUGAUCCUCGACAGUUUCUAUUGGCUCCAAAUCUGCGGUGCUGGGACCCGAUGUCGCCGUGUCGAGAGGCGAACAGGCUGAGACAGAGCACGCCGUAACCAAGGGGAACCAGAGAGAGACCGAGAGAGAGAGAGACCGAGAGAGAGACCGAGAGAGAGACCGAGAGAGAGACCGAGAGAGAGACCGACAGAGAGAGAGAGAGAGAGAGAGAGAGUGUGUGAAGGGAGUGACUGACUCCCAGAGCCUGCACCAUUUCAGUAACAGAUUCCUGUGGAACCCGACAGCCAGACGGUUGCCAUGUCGACCUCAUCGCUACGGCGACAAGUGAAGAAUAUCGUCCAUAACUACUCGGAGGCUGAGAUCAAGGUAAGAGAGGCCACGUCCAACGACCCAUGGGGCCCCAGUAGCUCCUUGAUGUCGGAGAUCGCAGACCUGACCUACAAUGUGGUGGCCUUCUCUGAGAUCAUGAGCAUGGUGUGGAAACGCCUCAACGACCACGGCAAGAACUGGAGGCACGUCUACAAGGCUAUGACUCUUAUGGAGUACCUUAUCAAGACGGGCUCGGAGCGCGUGGCUCAGCAGUGCAGAGAAAACAUCUACGCUGUCCAGACCCUGAAGGACUUCCAGUUCAUCGACAGAGACGGCAAAGACCAGGGGGUGAAUGUACGGGAGAAAGCCAAGCAGCUGGUGACUCUGCUGAAAGAUGAGGAGAGAUUACGUGAGGAGAGGGUCCACGCGCUCAAAACCAAAGAGAAGAUGGCACAAACCACCAGUGCCUCCUCGGCCCCCCCAGCGCCGGGUCUGGGUGGCAGCCUGUCGUUGGGCUCCCACUCCGGAGGGGCAGACCCGGAGCAAGCCUGGCCUCAGAGCUCCGGAGAGGAAGACCUGCAGCUCCAGCUGGCAUUGGCCAUGAGCAAAGAGGAGGCGGAGCAGACUAGCACGGCCCCCUUGGAGGACGCAGAGCUCCACUAUGCUCUCUCACUCAGCAAGGAGAUACACCAAAAGGAGGAGAGGCUGCGCAGGGGGGAUGACCUGAGACUGCAGAUGGCCAUCGAGGAGAGCAGGAGGGAGAAGACUAAACCAGAGAGUGCACUUAUGGAGCUGAGUGCUGUAGACCCCUGGGGAGCCCCUGCUGCUGCCCCCGUCGGCUCUGCCGGCCCCUCUCCCCCUCCCACAGUCGCUGCCCCCUCGGCCUCGGGCCCCUGGGGCCCCCCGGACCCCUGGGGAGCCGCCUCGCCGUCCUCGCCCCCCAGCGCCGACCCCUGGGGUGGGGGGGCCCCGCCCACGAUAGCUCCGCCUCCGGACCCCUGGGGAGAGAGCUCAGCCAGAGUGAACAACGUGGACCCCUGGGGACCCUCAGCUGUGACCCCCCCCAGUGCCGACCCCUGGGGACCCCCAGUGCCCCUCAGCUCCUCCUCCUCGGGGGGGCCCGUAGACCCCUGGGCAGGAGAUGGGGUUGCCUCUGACCCAAUCACCUCUGACCCCUGGAGUGGCCUCGCCAAACACACUAACGGCACAGGAGACCCAGAGCGACGAGGCUCCUCUGUAACCGGUGGCGACAGCGCGGGGUCUCCGGUGCCCUUUGACCUGUCGUCUCUGGGCUCGGCUCUUCCUGUCCGGAAGACCCCGGAGUCGUUCCUGGGGCCCAACGCAGCGCUGGUGGACCUGGACUCCCUGGUGUCCUCCAAACCCAAGCCCAAGCAGCCGCCCCCACCCUCCAUCUCGUCCUCCGCGCACAACCCCUUCCUCCAGACCACAGGCUCGUCUCCGGCCCCGGGCAUGGCCGUCACCCCAGGCAGCACCAUCUCCAGCCGGGGAGUCUCCCCAACGCCUCCCCCCUCCUCCAACCCGUUUGGCGUGGCUGCCCCCAUGGCCUCCAUAUCCCCACAGCCCUCCUCGCUGGGCCUGAGCGCCCUCCGUGCCAGCCCUGUGCCACCUAACCCCAUGCUGGGCAUGGGGCCCAUUGGCAUGGGGGUAGGGAUGGGCGCCCCUGGUAUGGGCCUUGGCAUGAUGCAGGCCAGUCCCAUGGGCAUCCCCUACGGGGGGCUGUCGCCCAUGGGGGCCCCCGGAUCGGCUCUGUUCAUGGGGCCCGGAGGUGCUGCUCCUCCUCAGUUGAUUUUGGGGGGCCCCGCUGGAGUAGGAGGAGUGAUGGGGGCCGGGGGGGCGGUGGGGGGCGGAGGAACGACAGGAGCCAGCACCAACCCGUUUCUUCUCUGAGGAAACCACCACCCCCUCCCCCCCACGUCCCUCCCCCUCUCCUGUCUUACCUACUGCCCCCAAUCGAUCCUCCUUCAACACAAACAGUUUGUGUCCAAAAAGAAAUGUGUACAUUUCGAUAUUUAAAGAAAAACAAUGAAAUUUUACGUAUUUUUUUUCCUUUCAAUCAAAAGCAUUUCACUUUAUUUUAUUUACAUUUUUAUUUUAUUUUUUAUGUGGUUUCUUUCAUUUCAAAGUGGUAUGUGGGUGAGAACUAGAAGUUUAUUUAUUUUUGCUUACAAUAAUUUUUUGUUUUUAAAUGUUUUGUUUUUUCCCCCAGUCCUUUCUGAUAUAAAGCUGGGUUUGUGAGGACAGGGAAAUCCCCCAGAACUCAUCACUCUGCAAGAGCCUAAUAUUCCAGCACUGACAGAGAGAGAGAGAGAGAUGGAGGGAAUGGGGCACAGCCACUAACAAACUCAACUGAUUCAAACUCCAUUACCUGCCUCUUCUCUUUUCCUCUUAGAUUAAGAGAAAAGAUAAGCACUGAAUCGAGUGCAUGAAGGAUUUUUAUUUUUUGGAACUCCUCGCUGAGUUUGGGACUGGAAAAAACUUACAUUAACAUUUCUGGCUCAAUGUGGUCAAAUCAUUCAGUAGCUAUUUUACAAUUUAAUUUAAUGUUUAUUGUAAUUUAUAUUUUGUUUUUAUUUUUCCGCGUCCGGAGGAGGAAACUCGAUCGUUAUGCGAUGAAAUCAAAUGAUUAAAUCUUUUUUUUUUUUUUGCUUCCAGGUUUUUUGAUAGAAAUCAAAUGAGAGCUCUGACAUGAAUUCAUUGGUUGGUCAUAGGUGGAAUGUGUUUGAAUGUAUGGGCAAGAAUACAAAGGUGUGUGUGUGUGUGUGAGAUUAGGAACAUGUGGGAGUGUGUAUAAAUGCAUAUUCAAGAUAGUAUAUGCGGGUGUGCGUGCGUCUGUAUAGUUGUCUCCACUUCCUGUGUCUAGUCUGUUUCAGUGACUCGGAAGGCAAGAUACAAAAUCUAUUAUUUUUGUUUUUAAAAAUCGUCACUUGUAUCAAAGCUAUGUAAUGUUGGGAUUUCAAAUGAGGUAAUAUAAGGGUCACAUGUUUUCUGCCAAUUUUAUUUCACUCUAUUUUUUGUAUUAAUCAGAAGCAUUAGUUUUUCUCAGUCUUUCAUAUGGGAUAUAUUUCACAGCUUGGCUGUCCUUGCAUUUCAACCCUCGUCUGUCGAGGGUUGAACCACAACGCUUCUUUAAAAAAGACAAUUAUUUCAAUGAAUGAAAGAAAAAAAAAAAAACUACCACAGGGACUUGAUAACAACCAUGCUCCAUGCCGUUCUUUUAAUUUAGAUUGAUACAUUUAUUGUCAUUUUAUAUCAACAAAAAAGAAGCGCUCUCUUUUAUCGGGUAAGGUCAAAUUUUGUGUGGUGUUAACUGUGAACAUUCACAUUUGAAAAGUAAAAUGAGAAGAAAAAAAAUUAAAAGAAAUUUAUGAAAUAAAAAACACAAAGUCUA